Molecule: messenger RNA, 3037 nt
Organism: Formica exsecta
Lineage: Eukaryota; Metazoa; Arthropoda; Insecta; Hymenoptera; Formicidae
Product: elongation of very long chain fatty acids protein AAEL008004-like
Exons: 5
Coding region: 521-1411 (296 amino acids)
Biological process (GO): very long-chain fatty acid biosynthetic process; fatty acid elongation, polyunsaturated fatty acid; fatty acid elongation, saturated fatty acid
Cellular component (GO): endoplasmic reticulum membrane
Molecular function (GO): fatty acid elongase activity
Source: RefSeq, a predicted model, not a curated record
ACAUCGUGUCACUUGUGCAUGGCGCCACUACCGCUCCGGAGGACGUCCACGUCGUUCAGACGAGACGUGAAAGGGGAAAAGAAUAGUGGUGCACCAUGCGUCCGUUACCACGAGACAAGACUUAUCCGCCACUCCACACACGGUGUCCGGACGGUGCUUCGCUAACUUGCGUCAGCAACUAAUCCGUUGUUCUCUAUCCAUUUUCCCUUUGCCGAUCCCUUCCUAUUUAUUCCCGAUUUUCUUCGCAUUUCGAUUCAAUUCCACGCACUUGUUACCCUCAUUCGUUAAACAGAGGACGAUCCCGGGACUCAAAAUAAUUACGACGAAUCGACGGAUUGUUGAAAUCACAUAAGAGAAGACUGAAGAAUUCUUAGAAGUUGCAAGAUCGCGAAAUCAAUAAAGUAACUGCACGUUACGAUCAUCGAGCUGUUCAUCUUUCGACGGCGACGAGAAGAUUCCGGCUGUGAAAUCCGUCGCAGUUUUUCCGCACUUUAAUAUUUUCAAGUUUUGAGAUUGCAAGAUGUCGGGCAUCGUGGAGUGGUAUAGAGAUGUAAUAGACAAUAAAUAUGAUCCGAGGACGGAUGGAUGGUUUCUGGUUUCUAGCCCUGGUCCAACCCUGACAAUCGUAGCGACGUACAUAUACUUCUGCGUUUCCGCCGGACCGAAAUACAUGAAGAACAAGAAGCCGUAUGAUUUAAAGAAUACUAUGAUAAUUUACAACUUUAUCCAGAUCCUGUUAAGCCUUUAUCUGGUUCACGAGGGCUUGAUGGCUGGUUGGUUAUACGAAUAUAAUUAUAUCUGUCAACCGGUCGAUUAUUCGUAUAAACCGAGCUCCGUAAGGAUGGCCCAUGCUGUUUACACAUAUUUCAUAUGUAAGCUGAUCGAGCUUCUGGACACCGUGUUCUUCGUGAUGCGCAAGAAGGAUCGUCAAAUCUCAUUUCUACAUCUCUAUCAUCACUCGAUGAUGCCGGUCGUCGCUUGGAUCGGUAUCAAAUUCUUCGCCGGCGGUCAUCCGACCCUCCUCGGUAUCAUCAACUCUUUUAUACACGUUUUCAUGUAUACGUAUUACAUGUUGGCAGCGUUUGGGCCACAUAUGCAGAAGUACCUCUGGUGGAAAAAGCAUUUGACCACUAUGCAGAUCGUGCAGUUUAUCAUAAUAUUUUUCCACAAUAUGCAGAUAUUAUUUACCAAUUGCAACUUUCCGAAGCCGCUUUCGUUCCUACUCGUGCUCAACUCCGGCUUAUUCAUUUACAUGUUCGGAUCUUUCUAUGUAAAUAAUUAUAUGAAAUCGAAGAAUAAACGAUCAGAAACGACGAAAGAAUCAAAGACUAAUGGUAUUAUGCAUAUUGCUGCCAACGGCUCUAUUUGUGUCAAUGGUAAUUCGAUCUUCAAUGUAGACAAAUCCGAUUAAAGGACUCGAUGCGGAGUUUUUCUAUUCGCAAGACUGUAACUGUGCAAAUGGAAGGAUGAUUCUUCCAAGGAUGAUUUAUCAAAGGGAAUACAUAUUAGAUCCUGUAACGUAGUUGUAAUAAACGUCGUACCUAAUACACGAGAGAUAGAAAUCCACCGAUAUUUCUGCAACGCAAGUUACGAAAGUAGGUUAACGCAUGCCAGUAGGAAAAGGUGGAAAGAUUAAUUUGAUACACUUGCGCUGAAAACGAUCGGCUUACAAGAGCGAUCUUUAACACUUUUAUCGGAUUAAAUGCGAUCUAGAUAAUUUUAUUAUUAUUUCUGUAAAAGUACAGAUGUGGUUCUUCGAUUAUACGAGAUAUUAAAAAAUUUGUGAAAUGAACUUCCAUAUAUAAUAUACAACUAGGUGUACUAAUUAAAUUUAAUUUAUCACAUAUUGCUUCUGGCAAAACACUUUAAAGAAGAUUUCGUGUAUUUCAUUCAUAAUACAUUCUUAUUAUGCAAAUUUGUUAUAUAUUAAAACAUAUUUAAUAACAUCAAAAACAAAAAAUAUGCGAACAGAAAUAUAAUCUUAUAUAAUAUAUAUAUUUUUUGCAAUAGAAAGUAAAAAUUAACUAAUCUUGUUAGAGAAAAUUUAAAAAUAACAUGAUUUUUUUAUAAUAAACUUUAUAUUUUUUUAUAAUACUUUAUGUUUCAUUGACUUCAAAUUUAAUGACAUUUGAUUUAAUUUAACUUUAAUUUACAGACAUUCUUGUAAAAAGUUUCUUGCCGAAUAUCGAUAAGACAGAAUUAUUUAUCAAUAAAUGUCUUAUCAAUGAUCGUUCAUACAAACCAAACAACUUCCCUACGAUGAGAGCCCAGCGCCGCUUUAAUAGAAAUAUUUUGUACUAUGUUAUAACGAUAUUUGUCGGUAUCUUAAAUAACUGUCCAAUAAUUGUGUUCAAACAUCAAUUAAGAGCCAUAAUAAUAUUUGCUUUAGAAAAUCAAACUUGUUCGAAUAUCUUAACAAUAUCUAUAAAACUAUAGCUAGCUCAACGCAUUUUUAUAGUAAAAAUAUUUAUCAAGUUAGCCGAAGACUGAAUUUAUUUUUAAUAUGAUAAAAAUAUAAUAUUCUGUCUCUAAACAUUUAAAAUUUUUUGACUCGCAACAGUUAAAGUGCCGAUUUAUUUAUAUAGAUAAUAAAAAAUAGAUAUUAUAUAGCGUUUUAUUCUGUAAUUAAGAACGAUUUAAAAAAUAUUAAGAUUUUUUUAUUAUUUGCUAGCAUCGCUAGCACGUAAAAUGCAAAUAAAUGUGAAAUACAUUGCGCUAAAUAUUCACCGUAACUUGAAAAUAAAUUGGAUAACAUUGAGAACACAUAAAAGACGAGCGGCUUUUAAUAUAUUCAUCCGUUUUUAUAGUAUUCUUAAUCAAGGAAUAUUUGCGAAAAUUGCAUGCAAAUUAUAUAAUAUAGUUACAUAAUUGUAAGAUAGUGUACUAAGGUGUAUAUUUUAAUGAUUAGCAUGAUUAGCAUGAUGAGCACACAUUUUUUUCAGAUACGCAAGUACACUUUUCUGAUUUGUAUAUCAUAUUCUCAUAAAAAAUUUUUAAUAAAAAUGCGAAAAAUAUUGCUUUUGCUUUGUGAAAUAAA